GACGUCGUGACGUCAUACGGCCGCGUCGCGUGCUCUCGCGUCUGUGAUCCUGCUGAAGAAAGAUCUUAAACACACAGAUAAACUCCUGCUGAAGCGACUGAGAGACGCACUAUUAUAAAGAUGGUGUUUAUUAAAGAGGAGAGAGAAGACAUGAAGAUUGAAGAAGUAUUCAGAGUCAAACAUGAAGAUACUGAGGACCAAACAAAGAUGGCGUUUGUUAAAGAGGAGAGAGAAGACAUGAAGGUUGAAGAAGUAUUCAGUCUGAAACAAGAAGAGCAAACAGACCUCACGGUGCUGAAAGUGGAGAGUCAAGAGCUGAAUGAGAUGGAAGACAAAAAUCAUCAUGAUUUCAUGACUAGGGAAAAAUCCACUAAAAAGACUUCCUCACAAAAAAGAGUUCAGAUGGCCAAAUCAACCAGUUUAUUCACUUGCUGUCAGUGUGGAAAGUGUUUUAGUCAAAAACGAAAACUUGUACUCCACAUGAGAGUUCACACUGGAGAGAAGCCGUUCACCUGCCAACAGUGUGGAAAGAGUUUCUCUCAAAAUGGAAACCUUAGAAACUAA
Molecule: messenger RNA, 564 nt
Organism: Sinocyclocheilus anshuiensis
Lineage: Eukaryota; Metazoa; Chordata; Actinopteri; Cypriniformes; Cyprinidae
Product: zinc finger and SCAN domain-containing protein 21-like
Exons: 4
Coding region: 121-564 (147 amino acids)
Biological process (GO): regulation of transcription by RNA polymerase II; embryo development
Cellular component (GO): nucleus
Molecular function (GO): RNA polymerase II transcription regulatory region sequence-specific DNA binding; DNA-binding transcription factor activity, RNA polymerase II-specific
Source: RefSeq, a predicted model, not a curated record